Molecule: messenger RNA, 1128 nt
Organism: Paramecium tetraurelia
Lineage: Eukaryota; Ciliophora; Oligohymenophorea; Peniculida; Parameciidae
Exons: 2
Biological process (GO): spindle assembly; regulation of microtubule polymerization or depolymerization; protein localization to microtubule plus-end
Cellular component (GO): microtubule organizing center; spindle midzone; cytoplasmic microtubule
Molecular function (GO): microtubule plus-end binding
Source: RefSeq, a predicted model, not a curated record
AUGGAAAAUUCAAAAUCAGAAAUUCUUCAUUGGAUCAACACCCUUCUAAAAACAAAUUUUACUAAAAUAGAACAACUGGGCAACGGUGUAGCAUACUGCAAACUACUUAAUUUGAUUGAUCCAACUUGUUUGAAUUCUACUAAAAUUGUACUAAAAACAAAAACAUAAAUUGAUCACAUCAGCAAUCUCAAGCUCUUCCAAACUGCAAUGUAGAAACUUCAUAUGAAGAAACAAUUUGACAUUGACAAAGUAAGCAAGUGUUAUUUCCAUGAAAAUUAUGAUCUAGCCUUAUUCUUAAAGAAAUAACACUCCCUUAGGUUCUCUAGCAUAAAUAAAGAAAACACAUCCAUCAACAAUUCUAUAAUUUAUGAAAAUCAUCCCAAUAUUCUUGAAGAAUAAUAGACCUCAGAUGAUAAUUUACUUACUUAAAUAGCAUCUAUAAUGUAGAGCGUAGAUUCUGCUGAAACAAAAGUGUUACAAACUAUCAAUUUAUUGAAAACCCACAAUUUUAUCAAAAAUAAUCCUCAGUUUAUUGAUAAUAAACCUCUGUAUGAUACUACUAAUAACAUCUUUAAUAUGUUCAACAAUCAAAAUGUUUUUAAUAAAGAUAAUCUAUUCAAAACAGAUUCUAAAAAACAACAAUCUCUUGAAUAGAAUAAUAAUUUGUUAUGUGAAACUCCAGAAAUGCUCCUUGAUCCUCAUCAGAAUAAUGAAGACAUAUUUGAUCAUCAAUCUUCAUCUAAAUUGAUCAUGAAAAUUCAAUCAUAAUCGAAGAUAUAAUAGGAAAUUAAAAAAGAAACUCCAAACUUUUGUGAAUCUCCAUUUAUAUAAUAACCAUAAUAAAAUAGUCUGGCUGAUUUUAUCAAGUCAGAAAGUAAAUAGUAACAACAAUACAUGCAAUAAUACUCUUUAUAAAAACAAUUGCAAAUGUAAAAUCAGAUCAAUACUAAUCCACCUUAAGAAUACCAAUCUCCAUUUCGAGAGUAGAUUAUUCAAUUAUCUUCAUAAAAAGAGAUAUUCAAUUAGAUUACAAAUCCUUAAGUGUUUUCUUCAUGUUAAAAAGAAACAUCUUAAAACAACUCUGUAUUCUAUUCAUGCAAAGAUAAAGGAGCAAUAAUUGAAGAAUGA